Brassica napus (rape) is the source of this 796-nucleotide messenger RNA. RefSeq lists its product as uncharacterized. The record is from RefSeq and is a predicted model, not a curated record. The transcript has 2 exons. Bases 232 to 456 code for a protein of 74 amino acids. Lineage: Eukaryota; Viridiplantae; Streptophyta; Magnoliopsida; Brassicales; Brassicaceae.
UGUGCUUGUUUGAAUAUGAGGAUUCUGCUCAGUGAACGUUCCAUAAAUUACUAAAUUAAGGAAAAAUUAAAUAUCCCAGCAUCUGAAAAGACUUCACGUGUGAUCAGAUCUCAAAAAGUCUCACGAACAAUACAAAGCAAACCACCUUUACAACUUGUCUAUCUCUUUAAUUAUAUAAAACAUCUCUACUCAAAAAUUCCUCAUAAAAAAUUGACCAAAAAUAAAUUACCAAUGAAGAGAUUACAUCCAUCAAGAUCGGUCUCAGUAGCUCUCCUUCUGAUUUUGCUAGCUUUCUUUAGCAGAAAGUUUCACACAGAGGGACACAUAGAUUUGCAGAUAAGCAUGGAGAAAUCUAUUGGAGGUAGCUUACGAAGAAUCCCAAGAAGUCGAUACAGUCCUAUACAGAACAAGAGAGAUCCAAGUAGGAAACAGAAGAUCACAUCAAGAGAACCAUAGAUCUCUCUCUCUCUCUCUCUCUCUCUCUCUCUCUCUCUCUCUCUCUCUCUCUCUCUCUCUCUCUCUCUCUCUCUCUCUCUCUCUCUCUCUCUCUCUCUCUCUCUAAGUUAGAUCUUCUGAGGGUUUUUGUUUGUUUGGGUUACAGAAUAGUAUGCAUACACUUGUUUGUGAAUGCUGCAGUGUAGAGUUUGAUAUAUUUACUGUUUUAACUAGUUUACUCUGCCACUGUUUUUGAGUCAGGACUCAUUGUUUAAUGUUUAGACCUCUAAGUAGUGUUUACUGGAAUUUGUAGAUUCUGAAACAUCUUCAAGUUUCUAUUUAUUUACUUGAAUUCAAUAUG